GUGGUGUGCGGUGGCGGAGGACCUUCUUUGGUCCGCCCUACUUCCGCCACAACCUCAGCCGGUCACAUAUAAAGGGCCGGCGAGCCUCACAGCCUCCACUGUUCUCUUCCCUGAGCUCACAGGCACAGACAACAUGCUCCGAUUUGUGGUGCUUGCAGCCCUUGUGGCCGUCUCGGCGGCGCAGCACGGCCAGUACGUGCGUGGCCAGGACGCGGCCAUCCUGAGCGAGGCGCGUUACCAGAACGGAAACGGCCAGUUCGGUGCCGCUUACACUCAGGAGGAUGGAAUCGAGUUCAAGGAAGAGACCGACGCCGAUGGCACCCGCCAUGGCUCCUACAGUUACGUCGACCCUAAUGGUCAACGCCGCACCAUCUCUUACACCGCUGGCAAGGGAGGCUUCAAGGCUACCGGAGAUCACAUCCCCGUGGCCCCUCCUGCCCCCAAGCAGGCCGCUCCUCAGCCUCAGUACCAACCCCAGCCCCAGUACCAGGCUCCUGCCCAGCAGAACGAUUGGGACCAGACCGGCCAGUGGAACCCCCAGCAGGACGAGCAGUGGAACCAGCCCCAGCAGAAGCAGUGGGCCCAGCCUGCCGCCCCCGCCCAGCCCGCCGCCUACAACGCCCAGCACAUCACCGACCCCCUGUGGAACGCCCACACCCAGCCCCACUGGGCCCAGACCCUCCAGCAGCAGCAGCCCCAGUACAACCCUGCUCCCCAGCAGCAGCAGUGGAGCAUCAACAACAUCCCCGCUGAGACCACCACCCACACCCCCAGGCACUUCCACCCCCCUGGCAAGCUGAGCCUCAGCCGUAGCAACGACGGAUACAGCUACACCUUCAACAAGAACUAAAGAAUUUCUCUCUGCUUAAUUUUUUUUUGUAAAAUUUAAAUUUUAGGAAUUACUUUUUUGCUGUUCCUAAACUGAACUGAGAUGGUCUGACUGCGAAAGGGCGUUUGUGCGCGCGCGUGAUUUUGUAUGCGUGUAAAUAUAUUUUUUGCAAAAAAGCAAAAAAAUGCAACAUAAAAAAUUGUGUAUCCAUUUUUUCUC
This is a messenger RNA of Neocloeon triangulifer, 1048 nucleotides long. RefSeq names its product activating signal cointegrator 1 complex subunit 2 homolog (gene Cpr100A). The transcript is spliced from 3 exons. The record is from RefSeq and is a predicted model, not a curated record. NCBI's taxonomy places the organism in Eukaryota, Metazoa, Arthropoda, Insecta, Ephemeroptera, Baetidae. Gene Ontology annotation, molecular function: structural constituent of chitin-based larval cuticle. Bases 134 to 850 code for a protein of 238 amino acids. Gene Ontology annotation, cellular component: chitin-based extracellular matrix.